GUCGCGCACAGCGCCCCGAGCCCAGGCGCCUCCCCGCCCCCUUUCCGCGCUCCGCGGCGGCGGCGGCAGCAGUAGCAGCAACAUGGCUGUUGAUGGGUGUUCGGGGUGGCGCUGGCGGCGGGAGGAGCUCCCCCGAGCCCCUGCGCCGGCCGCCCGUUGCUAGCUAUGGCAAAUGGUGGCGGCGGCGGCGGCGGCAGCAGCGGCGGCGGCGGCGGCGGAGGCAGCGGUCUUAGAAUGAGUAGCAAUAUCCACGCGAACCAUCUCAGCCUAGACGCGUCCUCCUCCUCCUCUUCCUCCUCCUCUUCUUCCUCCUCCUCCUCUUCCUCCUCGUCCUCGGUCCACGAGCCCAAGAUGGAUGCGCUCAUCAUCCCGGUGACCAUGGAGGUGCCGUGCGACAGCCGGGGCCAACGCAUGUGGUGGGCUUUCCUGGCCUCCUCCAUGGUGACUUUCUUCGGGGGCCUCUUCAUCAUCUUGCUCUGGCGGACGCUCAAGUACCUGUGGACCGUUUGCUGUCACUGCGGGGGCAAGACGAAGAUGUAAGAGCCAUCAAAACCUGAAGAGUUGGUGUCAUGAGGCUAUCUCUGUCUUUCCCAGCCAGGCGUCAGUAUCAGGGCGGAGAGGGGACACCUGGAAUAGCUGCUGCCAGGCAUUGGUGAGUUGUGUGUGCCUCAUAAAUUGGAAUAGAUUCAGAAGACCCCUCCUACCCGCUGGUAUUGUGAAAUGUGUGCAGGAUGGCCUCUCUCUCAGUGCCCACAGGACAGGAUAGUUCUGAGGAGAAGCCAAGUUAGCUUCUCAGUGGCAUUGAUCUUGUAAACAGGAAGACAAAGGCUGGGCUUCUGCCACAUUCCUUGCUCAGUGCUCAGCACUGCCUGGACCUAAACAUUAACAUUGUGUCUGCCACCUGCCUUGGCUGUGGGUCCAAAUAAUUUGCUGCCUCCCUGGACCAGCUUGAACUUGGCCAUGUCCUUGAAGACCAAAAGGUUGCCUUGAGGUCCACGUGGUUUCUGGUUGAGUCACUGACAAAAUGGCUUUGGUGCUUCCCAGGGCCUGUGGGGUCAUACCAUGGUGAUGACCUCCAACAAUAAACAAACCAUUGGGAUUAGAUGGUGGCCUCCAGAGUCCUGCUGACUCCUGUCUUGGAACCAAAUGCAGGAGCUGCUUCAUCCUGGAGCUGAUGGCAAAAUGCUGCCAGUAGAUACAUUGCUGCCUAACUUAUGAAAGGAGAGCAAAUGUAUACUUUGAGGAUGGGAGGGUUAGGUGGUUCCCACUGAUGGCAUUAUUUGUGCUUGGUUGGCUGAAUGGUAGGGGCCUGCUUCCUCCUUCAUUGUGCUAAACAUUUAUGGAGUGAGUAUCACACACUAACCAAUAUCAUAGAUUUGGUUUGAAGAUUCAUUCAAUUGCAGCUAUGAUUUUUAAUGAUACUUUAAAGAUGUUCUUUCUUUCACCCAUGUGGUUUUGAUUGGGACAGAGGUAAUGUUGGUGGCUGGUGUCCUUGAACACAAGUAUUUUGGUCCAGCAUGGGACCUUGGGCAGAAACUUCACAUGUGAGCCUCAGUGGCCUUCUUUGUCAGAUCCUUACCUCUCAGAUGUGAGAAUCUCCAAUGAGAUCAUGUUUUUGAAUACAUUUUGAAAAGGUAGAAAGGGUCGGGCAGGAAAGCCAUGCAGUCAACCCUUCCUGUGCAGGAAGGGCUGGGAUGAAGUCUCAUCUUUGCUUCAUAGAUGAGAAAAUUGCCCUUGCUCAGUAGGAGAAACCUUUGACCAUCUCAUUCUGGGAGAAUCAUUAGGUACCCAUCAUGGCUAUCUCCAGGUUAGGUCAUUUGACAAGCAGUUUCAUGCUUGUAGCCUGGGUGGCAGACCAGUGAAGUGGAGUAGAGUGUUGGUGCCACCUGGGUUCUGUCACCUACUGAGACUGUAUGACCUUGAGUGAGGGUGUGUGUGUGUGUGUGUGUGUGUGUGUGUGUGUGUGUUUUAAUACCUACAAGGGUGGUAAUGAGAAUUAAGUGAAGAAAAUUAUGUUGGGUGCUUGGAAAUGCUAAAUCAAUCCUACCUCCUGCUCUUCUUCCUAUGCCUUUUAGUUGGUCUCAUUACUUUCUGUAACAAAUAUCCUGGGGGCAUUCCACCUCCACUUAAAUACCCCUGGGAUUAGGGAGCUCACAGUCCCCUGAGGCAUCCAUUCCACACUGGAAUCACUGCACAUGAACCUUAAGAUAUGUGAAGGAUGGUGAAGUAUUUACACUGAAAUAAUAAGUCAUUCAUCUUGAGAAAAUGUAUCAGCUUUCUUUCCUUGUUGGAUGAUUUUUCAUGACAUGGAGAUGGGUUGGCAGUGACUUUUCUCUGAACUUGAUGGCCCCUUCAUACUGGGGAAGGCCUGUGGUGUUUUAGGGACCAGUGAGAGCUUGGGAUGGGGGAGGACUUUAGUGUAGGAGUUACAGAGUAGGAGAGGACGGGUGUACAUGGAGGAAGGGACAUUAGGAGGGUUCUGGGAGCUGAAGGGGGAGUGACAUUAUGUCUGGGGUCACAGGCCUUGCUCCUCAGCACCCUGAAAUUCAGGAUUUGGCUAGCAGCAUCCCAGCGCUUUGCAGUCCCCUAUCAAAACAGAUCAAGGAUAACAGCUUUGCAAUGAUCUAUUUGUUAGGAAAGCAUUAAGUAUUAUCCAGUCAUAUUUCAUGAUAAACUAUUGCAAACUUGGCAUAAGAGAACUUCCUUCAUGAGAUGACAGAUAGUUAUAAAAUGUAGAGUAAAUGUUAUUCCUUAUAGCCGAUCAUGAGGUGCAUUCUGUGUUAGUUAGCUUUGCAUGACUGUGAUAAAGUACCUGAGGUAAUCAAGUUAAAAUGAGGAAAGGUUUACUUUGGCUCCCAGUUUCAGAGGUUUCAAUCCAUGGCUACUUGGUCCUGUUGCUUUUACCUGCAGUGGCACAGCAAGCACAUCAUGGUGAGAGUGUAUGGUGAAGUCUGUUUCCCUCAUGGUGGCUAGGAAACAAAGAGAGCAAGAGGAGGUGCCAGUGUAUUCAUAGCUCCUUUGAAGACACACCCCCAGUGACCUAACUUCCUUCCACUAGGCUCCAUCUCCCAGAGUUUCCAACUAUCAUUAUCACCACAGGCUGGGAACCAAGCCAUUAACUCAGGCACCUUCAGGGGAUACUAAGAUUCAAACUACAGCACAUUCCAUUCAAGUUAAGAAUAUUACACCACUUAUUCUUUUCACCUCUCUUAUUCAAAUUGAAACACAGGUCUAUGAGACUAGGUAAACAAGAGAGGCAUACAAAUCGGAGAGGAUGAGACAGUAGUGUCUUUAUUUGCUGGUGAUCUCGUCUUGUGACUGGAAGAAACCCUAGACUCUCAAUCUGUAAAUUAUUAGGAGCAACAGAGGUCUGGCAGAUGGCCACAGGUCAAAUAAAAAAACGCAUGGCUUUCUAUAUAUGCAAGUAGCACCAUGCUACUCUCCUGUUCUACAAUUAAUAUAUGCUAAUAAAAAAAACCUAUAAAAAUGGAUGGCUUUCUAAUAGACCAACUGCAACGAAAUGGAAACUCAGUGAGGACACAAGGCUGUAUGUAGAUUGGGGUUUUGACGUAAUCUAGCGUCUGGGGGUGGAUCCAGGGUGUUCAAGCACUGUCACAUACAUUGAGCCCACUGGGCAAGACAGACAACUUCAUGGUGAUUUUUUACAGAGGAGGAGCUUGUGGCCUGGAGCCUUUUGAGCAACCUUGCCCAAGGUCACUCAGUGAGGAGAUACAACUGUGACCUCCCCAUUCACUGCCGUUCUUUAGAUCUUACUGUCGGCCUCCAGCAAUGCAUCUCGUCCUGCCAGUUUUUGGGUAUCCAUCUCCAAUAGUGGCCAAGCUGGUGGGAGGAACAGUCCAGGAGUAUUUGUAUUUGGGUUAGCAUGUACUCUAUGAUUUCUUUUAUGAGCAGUAGCUCAGCCUUCCUUGUAUACUUGCUGCAUGUGCUGUUAGAAAGGCAUGGCUGUCCUCCAAAGAUGCCCGGCUCACCAUGCAUGGAGGGAGGAAAUGAGCAAGGAGCUGUGAGGCUUGAUCUGGGUUCCCUCUCUCUAUAUUUUGCCUCUCUGUCCCUCCACACUACCUCCUCUUAGCCUGAUUUACAUCUUUGCCUUUUAAUUUUACUUAAAGCCUUUUUGAAAGUUAUAAAAGUAGCAUAUAUUCACUACAAUUGGUGGAAUUGUAAUAUUAAAGAAAUGGUAGUCUUUCUUAUUCCACUUCCAUGGUUCUUGGAUGCCAUAGUGCCUCUCCUAGGAAAAACCUCCAGUAAACACUUCCACUCAUUUCCCAGGCUCAUGUCAAGAUGUGCCAGCAGGGUAUCCAUCCAUCCUGGGAGAUUUGCUGAAUGUCUGUGCUGUGCUAGGGGCUGGGGAUGCCUCAGGGAGCAAGAGAGACAAAAAUAUCUGCCUUCAUAGAGCUGACAGUCUAGAGGGUUGAAAUAUCUCAUGGUGAAGUGUCUAAAGUGCCAGCCAAUGGUAAGUGCUUUAGCGAAAAAUAAAUCUGGAACAGACCCCCUCCACUCUUUUGAAAUUUUAAUUGAGGGGUUGAGGGUGGGAUUGGAUGGUACUUGGUUAUAUGUCCUGUCAACUGGAGCAGGAACAGGCAGAAAAAAACAGUAGGAAAUGAAUUCACAGAAGAGGGAGGAGUUGGAGGAGGACAGAGUGGGGAGGAUCUUGUGGACUUUGUAUAGAGGUUUCUUAUUGUUUAAUGGAAAUGAGAUCUUAUUAGAAACUUUUGUCUGCAACUUAUAUUUGGCUGUUUAAUAAUCAUCACGGACAUCUCCUCAGAUCUAUAGAUAUAGGUCUUAUUCCUUUAAACAAUCAGAGAAUUUUCAUGGUGUAA
Molecule: messenger RNA, 4838 nt
Organism: Castor canadensis (American beaver)
Lineage: Eukaryota; Metazoa; Chordata; Mammalia; Rodentia; Castoridae
Source: RefSeq, a predicted model, not a curated record